AUGGCUCAAGGGCAGCUUGCGACGAUGCCUUUGAUGGCUUCGCAUGCCUCCAGUCUGAGUCUUUCAAAGGAUGAACUUCACCAAAUACAGCAGUGCGAGAGGAUCGUGGAAUUUCGCGAUGCCAUUCUCGCUGGCGCUCAUCCAAGAAUCAAGGUGCCAUCCCAGUUAGCGAAACAGACACUUACGUCUGCAAGCCCUUCUACCCCAGCAAAAGAAUCGACUGGAAACACAGCUCAGUCUGUUCAGGCCAGGAACUCGUCUGCGUCCAGCACGCAACACGCUUCCCUCCCUGGUCUGGGAAACCCUCCUCCGACUAACGCGAAUCUGCCCGCAAGACCGUAUGGCUCCGGCAGCACAGAGAUCAAUCCUAUUUUCCUCGAGAAAUCUGAUGACCUGAUCAAAGCUGAGAUCCAGUUGCAACGGCAGCGUCUUGAGCGAGCAUUACGAGACGAGAUCGAUCAACGCCGUGCUUCUAUGAAGGCUUCGGCCCAGUCAGAGCCUCUCGCCGACUUUGAUCUGUCCGAUGUCCUGUCCAAGGCUCUGACACUCGUCCAAGCUACUGCACCUCUGCCUGCCAAUGCCACCCUAGCUGCUAACACCUCAGCUGCAAGUGACUCGUUUGAUGAGAACUCCUACUACUCCUCCCAACACAACUCGCCCGAUUCCUCUCUCCGCAGUUCGCAAGCGGGGAACGACCCAGAGGGAGCUGCACGGGCGGAGAAACAUUCCGCGCCCUCCCAGCCCUUCGACCGUCAGAUGCAAGGUCAAACGAACCAAGAGUCCCCAUCUGGCUUGCCUUCCUCGCUCCCCCAUGCCUCUGCUACUCAUCAGCCACAGGGCCAAGCUUCGACCUCCAUGCCUUCCCACGCACGAACUAUCCCAAGCGCAGCCGAUACGGCGCAUUAUGAACGUUAUCCGUCGGUAGGAACGACGCAGAGAACAGAGGGGGGUGAUAAUACAGGGUCAACAUCAGGAGGUGGGAGCGGAAAUGCCAGUCGAUCUGAAGAGUCGGGCGUUAUGGACCUUGACGACGGUGCUGAUAAGUCUGUCCCAGCAGCAGGUCACCAACAGCUGAGAGGCUCUUUACUUGAGCACCAGCCCUCGCCGCUUAUAGAAGUUCGCGCACAGAACAUAUCCCCCAUUGCGCCACAGCCCGCCCAUGUGUCCUCUCUUGUUACGGCACGGGGCCCGGCAGUAGACACGCCAGGCAUGAGUAUUCUUCAAGGGACCACUGCACAGGUUGCAGCACUGCGUAAUGAGCCAAACCCUGUUUCCAGCCCAGAUAGCUCACCACAGGGGGGACGAAAUGUCGAGAGGCGGAAGGGCAAAAAGAAAAAACACAAUCUGAGCAAUAAGAAGCCAGCCCGGCAAGCGCCAGAGACUGAGCCUUACAUCAAGCCAGAGCCACGGUCGGCCUCUCCCAUGAGUGCGCCGUCAUUCGUUCGUCCACAGAAGCGACAGAGGAGACAGGUGGGAGAGGAGCCUCGCUAUGCCCAGCCAGAACGGCAAUUUUCUCGGUCCUAUAGGGAGGACGGCGCAGCCCCAGCGUAUGAGACCCAAGAGUAUCGCCCACGCCCGGUGAGCCAAGCUAUGGUUACUGGCGAAUAUGGUUAUGGAAGAGAGUAUGUGGAGGAACCCCGCAUCCCCAGCGGCGCUGAAUAUGUUCAGCGAGUGCAGUCACCUGGUGUAUAUGCAGUUCAUACCGCGCCGAGUGAGGUUUACGCAGAUUCUCCAGCUAGUGUCGAUCGCUACGGUAGAGAACCCACACGAUACUAUCGCGAUGCAUACGAAGUCACGCGGAUGAGCGUUCGUCCCCAGGCAGAGCGGGGAAGAUCCCGUUCGCCCGUCAUGAGAGAAAGAGGGUCACCUCUCAUGGGGCCACCCAAGGCACCCUCCGGUAGAGUUGUGGUGGAUCCCGCCAGUGGCCGCAGGUACUAUGAGCCGGCAAGCGUCCUCCGUCAGCCUACAGGGCCGCCACCCCGACCUGGUGAGCCUGAUAUCAUAUACGAGAGAGCGCCGAUCCGAGCCGAGUCCAGACGACCUGGAUUGGACCCCCUUGACGACGAUGUCCUUUACCAACGAACAUCGCCCAUGUAUGCGGCACCACGGAGAGUGAUUACUCAGCCAGAGUAUGCUGUUGCAGAUCCUCAUCGUGUAUACCGACAGCGGGAAUACUCAACAAGACCAAUGGCACCGCCAGGAGAAGAGUAUGCCCAGGUUAGAAACGGCACGGAACGACGGAUUAUGGAGGAAGUGGCAAGGGAGUUCAUGAUGCGAGCGGCGACGGCUCGACCGGCAGAAACAGUACGAUAUGAGCUUCCCCGGGAGUAUGGAAGAGUACAGAGUGUCAGACCAGAGCAACUUCCCCUUCAGGAUUUUGCCGCUGCGCCUAUGCACCCCGAGGCCCGACGAGAGGUGAUCCAGCCUGGCCCGCGUUCAUAUAGCGUGCGGCCAGUAGCCGAGCCUCAUGUGCGGAGAGAAUAUAGUGUUAGACCUGUGGAGCAACAGUACUACAGCCAGCCGGUCCCACCGCGAGGUGAGGCGGAGGUCUCAUAUAUUGAGAGGCCGAGGGUGGCCGCUCCGGAAGUCUACUAUGCCGACGAGGGCCCGCGUCCGGUCUACCGAUGA
Molecule: messenger RNA, 2628 nt
Organism: Colletotrichum truncatum
Lineage: Eukaryota; Fungi; Ascomycota; Sordariomycetes; Glomerellales; Glomerellaceae
Source: RefSeq, a predicted model, not a curated record